Messenger RNA from Microdochium trichocladiopsis, 1597 nucleotides. RefSeq names its product WD40-repeat-containing domain protein. The record is from RefSeq and is a predicted model, not a curated record. The transcript is spliced from 2 exons. Gene Ontology annotation, molecular function: protein binding; ubiquitin ligase activator activity; anaphase-promoting complex binding. Gene Ontology annotation, cellular component: anaphase-promoting complex. Bases 185 to 1471 code for a protein of 428 amino acids. Lineage: Eukaryota; Fungi; Ascomycota; Sordariomycetes; Xylariales; Microdochiaceae. Gene Ontology annotation, biological process: anaphase-promoting complex-dependent catabolic process; positive regulation of ubiquitin protein ligase activity; positive regulation of anaphase-promoting complex-dependent catabolic process.
UGCCAGAUCCCAAGUCGAGCAGGAUCAGGAGAACCACGAGGGUCGGCUUGCUCUCGCGCUCAAGAUGGAUCGAGCCUCACGAAUGCUGGAUUUCGACGGCCGCCUCACGUUUCCGCGCUGUCGAAGCAAGACGACGACAAGAUCCCGGCUUGACCAAAAGACGGCUUAGACAGGUGUCGAAUGGAUGCACGGAGGUCAACAUGUCCAAAGUCACCCGCACAAGAUCUCUUUGCUGCCGAGUGCCCCGUUCAAAGUCCUUGAUGCUCCAGGGCUUCGCGAUGACUUCUAUUGCUCAAUAAUGGCGUAUGAUUCAAACAGCAACACCCUCGCAGUUGGACUGGGCGGCCUUCUAUACAGCUGGGACGAGGCCACGGGAGUCAUACUCUUGAACGGCGCAUUCAGGGAUAGCUCAUGGCUGACCUCAAUGGCGUUCUCCUCAGAAGCCGGUGAAAAGUCCAUCCUAGCUUUUGGGCGAUCAAAUGGUGUUCUCAUGCUCAUGUCCAUGUACGACCGCCUACUGCCACGCAUAGAGACCGCGCUCUCCUCACCUGUCGCCUGCGUGAGCUGGCGUCCUACACCGGUUCCCAGGAAGUCGCUCAACCCUUUCGGAUCUGGUGCCACCGUGUUGACCGAAGACCUGGUCGUGGGUGACGAGGCUGGCGAUGUCUACUACUACGCGGUCGAGUGGCCGGACAAUUGGGAGGUUGCCCGCGACAACUGGCCGGGUGCCAUCACUCUCAUUGCCCACAUCAAGGUUCACUCACAGCAAGUCUGUGGGCUUGCCUGGUCCAACUUUGGAGAACAGUUUGCCACAGGAGGCAAUGACAACCUCUGCUGCCUUUUCGACGUCGACAAGAUUGUCGCCGACAACAGCACCCCUGACACGACGGUGAGAUCGCUUCCUCGUGGCAGCGAGAGACAACGGUGGAGGCACAGUGCUGCGGUCAAAGCGAUUGCUUUCUGCCCAUGGCGGCGAGGCCUGCUUGCCACAGGAGGUGGCUCCAACGACAAGUGUAUUCACUUCUACCACGCAGGAUCAGGUGCCACGCUCGCCACGAUUGCCGUGUCAGCGCAAGUCACGUCGCUCAUCUGGAGCACAACGCGCCGCGAGAUUGCUGCGACAUUUGGCUAUGCGCAGCCAGAUCAUCCGUACCGGAUCGCCGUUUUCAGCUGGCCAGACUGUCGUCAAAUCGCGGCCAUACCGUGGGAAGGCGAGCACCGAGCUCUGUAUGCAAUCCCUUACCCUGGAGGACCAAGGGAGACAUACCAUCACAAGGCUGGAAAGAGGCAGAGUCGGACGGCCGCAGAGGGCUGCAUUGUCGUUGCGAGCAGCGAUGAGAGCAUCAAGUUCCAUGAAAUCUGGCUCGCCGAGCGUAAGGCUACGACCGGACUGGGCAGUGGUGUCCUUGGUGGGAGUGACAUCUUGGAAAUGACAGAGGGCAUUGAUAAGGAAGGUGACGUGAUCCGAUGAGGCUGGCAGAUACGAGGAUUAUUGCGAGACAAUACAUUACUGGUUAGCCUUAUGUCACGCACGUCGACCGCUCCACCGCAGGCGUGUGUUCUCAACCUUCAGGCGCUUUUACCGUGCAGGCUUCCG